Molecule: messenger RNA, 1885 nt
Organism: Ailuropoda melanoleuca (giant panda)
Lineage: Eukaryota; Metazoa; Chordata; Mammalia; Carnivora; Ursidae
Gene: CAPZA2
Product: capping actin protein of muscle Z-line subunit alpha 2
Exons: 10
Coding region: 160-1020 (286 amino acids)
Biological process (GO): actin cytoskeleton organization; barbed-end actin filament capping
Cellular component (GO): F-actin capping protein complex; cortical cytoskeleton
Molecular function (GO): actin filament binding
Source: RefSeq, a predicted model, not a curated record
AGGAGGCGGGGCUCCCGGGGCGCGUGCGCGGCGGCCAGGGCUGCGGGCCCCUCCCUUGGCGGGGGCGCGCGGCGCGGAGGACUGCACGGAAAGGGGGAAGUCAGGUGGCCGCUGCCGCCGCCGCCGCCGCCGCCGCCGCGGUUUGUCGCCAGAAGGAAAAUGGCGGAUCUGGAGGAGCAGUUGUCUGAUGAGGAGAAGGUGCGUAUAGCAGCAAAAUUCAUUAUUCAUGCCCCUCCUGGAGAAUUUAAUGAGGUGUUUAAUGAUGUUCGGUUACUGCUUAAUAAUGAUAAUCUUCUCAGGGAAGGAGCAGCUCAUGCAUUUGCACAGUAUAACUUGGACCAGUUUACUCCAGUAAAAAUUGAAGGUUAUGAAGAUCAGGUAUUGAUAACAGAACAUGGCGACUUGGGAAACGGAAAGUUUUUGGAUCCCAAAAACAGAAUCUGUUUCAAAUUUGAUCACUUAAGAAAGGAAGCAACUGAUCCAAGGCCAUAUGAAGCAGAAAAUGCAGUUGAAUCAUGGAGAACUUCAGUAGAAACUGCUCUGCGAGCUUAUGUAAAAGAACAUUAUCCAAAUGGGGUCUGCACUGUAUAUGGUAAAAAAAUAGAUGGACAGCAAACCAUUAUUGCAUGCAUAGAAAGCCAUCAGUUCCAAGCAAAAAACUUUUGGAAUGGUCGUUGGAGGUCAGAGUGGAAGUUUACAAUCACCCCUUCAACCACUCAGGUGGUUGGCAUCUUGAAAAUUCAGGUUCAUUAUUAUGAAGAUGGUAAUGUCCAGUUAGUGAGUCAUAAAGAUAUACAAGAUUCCCUAACAGUGUCUAAUGAGGUGCAGACAGCAAAAGAAUUUAUAAAGAUUGUAGAAGCUGCAGAAAAUGAAUACCAGACCGCCAUCAGUGAGAAUUAUCAGACAAUGUCGGACACUACCUUCAAAGCCUUACGUCGACAGUUGCCAGUUACACGCACCAAGAUUGAUUGGAACAAGAUCCUUAGCUACAAGAUUGGCAAAGAGAUGCAGAAUGCAUAAGAUGAACAUUGCAUGACCGGAUCAUUUUAAUGUCUUUGCGUUAAAAAAAAAAAAUCAUUGCAAAAGUAUUCAGAACUGUCAAGCUACCCAGUCAGAUGGGCUGUUGCCAUUUAAAAUCACUGUAAUUAAUUAGUUUGGUUAGAGCACAAAGCUUAGCUAAUCAACCAUUAUUUUUCAUUUCUUUUGUUCAAAGAAGAUUGAAAAUCAGUUUAGUUUAAAUGUCUUUUACUUUCUGUUAUACCUUUCUUAUAAUUAAGAGGUGAUGCCUCUAGUUUAAUGUUAAAAGUUUUUGAAGUGUUUCAGAAAUAUUUUACUUAUCGUAACCCUUAAAUUGUUGUCUUUUGGUUUAUGAAGUGGGUAACUUUUGAUAUUUGCCCAGUUCUUUUUAAUGGGGUCAAUAAUGGACAUUCUAGUUUAAGGUGGUUGAUGGAUUUAGCCAUAUAUGCUGCUAAAGAAAUUGUCUACCUUUUCCCCCUCGCCUCUUCCAGUUAUGUAAGAUUGAGAUUAGAGGGAAAGCAUUUUCUAUAUCAAUUGUGUUUGAACCUUUCAAGAAGGUUAUUUAGCUAGCUUAGUGUUUAACUAAACUUUUUUUAAACAAGGCCAAGGUCUAAUGCUGUUUUGAGAUUCUGAAAUUAAAUGAAAAUACUUAUUUCAGAAAUGCAUUAAUGCUUUUUUCUUGUGACGCAAAUUAGCUUGAACUCCAUAUGUCCCUGAGUUAUUUUUAUCAUAAGCCACAAAUGUAUUAUAACAAGGCAAAUUGUAAUAUAUAUAAUCCUGAACUCAUGACCAUGUCUCAGUUUAUUUCUUUUCUUAGAUUGAAAAGUACUGAAAUUCAGUGUGACAUUAAAAUGAAAAUUUUCCUAUU